GAUCCCUGCACUGGCCACUGCUGAACAAACUGCAACCAAAACUCCAGAUGAAAAUGGCCCACAGGAGAAAAACAAUUGAUUUUUUUGACAAAAAUUUCAAUCCAGAUCUAGAUUUGAAUAAUCCAGAUGUUUUACUACCUUUUGAUGAAGAUGUUCCUGCUGAAGAGAGUCUUGAUUCUGUGCGAGAAAAAUUGCACAGCAAAGAUCUUUCCAGCCUUCCAAGUAAUCCUGAGGUUGUUGGUCCCGGAGGCAUUCCUCGAGCCCAGACAAAGAUGGCUCCGAUCCAGAGGAAUUUCACUCCAGACCAAGCCGCCAUCCCGGCGAAGACGAAGCCCGUGCGCAACGUCCUGACGCGCAUGGCGGCCGCUGACGGGCCCUUGGCUAUGUUGUUGUCAGCCAAGAACAACGCUUCGGUGGUCAAGGUAUACACGCGCAGUGAGCGUGGUGUGCGGAGCGUGUUGACGGGACGGGUGGUGGCGUUCGACAAGCACUUCAACCUGGCGCUGCGGGACGUCGCUGAGCUCUUCGCUGCCAGGAGGCGGUACACGCGACACGCUAUUGACGGAAAAUCCGAAGACUUCGUGACUGUCGCCGAUCUUUCCAUCAAGGAAACAGACGCGGAUGAAAAAUUGGCCAUCGAACAGCUACGUCGAACGGGAGGAAAACCGCGUUCCACCAAGACACAAUCUACCUCAUAUACGACCACCGCUACAUCCUCUCCUCUCCAGGAGUUCUUGGCUGCGGUCAAAGACAAAACUUUAGCUGAUGAGUCCGCUCCGCCUGAAUUAAAGGCAUCCGAGGGGCAAAGAUCAAAACAACAACCAGGCGCUACCACGAAAUCCGAACCUGGGACUUCUGAAUCUAGAGUCUCCGGGUCAUUUAUGGCCGGUACCGGCAAGCGAUCUGAAUCUAGAAUCACUCCAUAUACAAAACCUGGAACUUUGAAGCCAUCGGACUCUAAAGCUUCAACAUCGCGUGUCUUGGCGCCUUCUCCUUGUGAACCCAAAGCUGCUGGAUCAUCAGAGUUGCUCGACUCUGCGAUCCACGAAACUAGCUUUUCAGGGUCACCGAGAUACCCAACUAGAACUCCUAGAUCUGGAACUUCCUCCUGUCUUCAACAAUCAAAUACUCCUCAGGACCACUCUUUGGUUCGCGCCUCGGUUCGUGGGUGCAAAUUCGUGAAGGUGGAUGGCGCAGGUUUGGAUUCCCACGCAAUGCGUGAGAGCCUGAUGCUGCAGAAGGCUUUGGCCACAAGGCUGGCCGACAGCCCUCGGGAUUACGACGAAAGCUUCGACUCUCGUCGGACAAGUCAGACAAAAAGCAAAGGCCGCGAUAACGCUCAGGGAAAAAACAAAGCAGAUGUUAUAUUUGAACGAGCAGGAAUAAGCAGCGCGUGCGGCGACAGUGAAAGUGAGCUUGAGUCGCUAACUUGGCUUGCUUCUGGUGCUGCUUCUGGAGAUAGAACGGCCACUCUAGCUAGUGCUAGUGGUACUAGUGCUAGUGCUGGUGGUGCUAGUGCUAGUGCGGCUACCAAAAUUUUUGCUAGUACCUUUAGUUCGGGUCAGGAGAAGAGCAAUAAGAGGAAGAGGGUUAAAAAGAAGCUUGAGAUUCGCCGUAGGUUCGUAAAACAGCUGCUAGUACGAGGGGAAAACGUUGUUCUGGUGAACGUUCUCUAAGUAAUUCGAAAUUAGUUUUGUCAUAAAUAUCUGCUGGGUUCUCACUUAACUCGGAAGUAUUUCUUAUUUUAUUUGUUCUCAACUUUGGUUAUUGUAAUUUCAGAGUAGUUAUGACCAUUGGCUUUCUUAACUUUUCACAACCCUCAACUUUCUUCAAUCUUAAACUUACUCACAAUCGCCCACUCACUUUUCAACAUUCGCCAUUCUUCACUUUAGCCGUUCCUACCAUUUACCAUUUCUCACAAUAAACAUCAACCUUUCACGUCUUCAACAUUUCUCAUUAUAACCCACUUCACAACAUUCAUUAAGUUCACCCAUUCCUCAAUAUUCCCCUUUCCUCAACAUCUCUUUCCUUGUAUUCGCUACCAAUUUUUUGUAUACUGUGAAAGCAUGCGCAACAGAGUAUGUUUAUUGCGCUGCCUCUGUCACAAUUGAGCCCUUGACUAUUUUGCCUGAUGUAUAUGCACGUGUAGUUACAAUUGUACGUCUGGCACCUGCACGUGUCAUCACAAUUGUACGUCUGGCACCUGCACGUGUCAUCACAAUUGUACGUCUGGCACCAGCACGUGUCAUCACAAUUGUACGUCUGGCACCUGCACGUGUCACCACAAUUGUACGUCUGGCACCAGCACGUGUCAUCACAAUUGUACGUCUGGCACCCGCACGUGUCACCACAAUUGUACGUCUGGCACCAGCACGUGUCAUCACAAUCAUAAUUGUAGUUUCCUCUGAAUUAUUACAUUUUUAUUCGCCGC
Messenger RNA from Hyalella azteca, 2431 nucleotides. RefSeq lists its product as uncharacterized. NCBI's taxonomy places the organism in Eukaryota, Metazoa, Arthropoda, Malacostraca, Amphipoda, Hyalellidae. The record is from RefSeq and is a predicted model, not a curated record. Gene Ontology annotation, molecular function: U7 snRNA binding. Gene Ontology annotation, cellular component: U7 snRNP. The transcript has 5 exons. Bases 48 to 1676 code for a protein of 542 amino acids. Gene Ontology annotation, biological process: mRNA 3'-end processing by stem-loop binding and cleavage.